CAACACCCAACCGUUACCAAGGCGAUCGGAACUCAAACAAGCCCUCACCAUUUCGAACGUCAGGCACCCAGUCGUUAACGUACCGUCCGCCAAUAUGGUGCUACUUCAGAAAUAUAAAUUGUACGUCAGUUUUCCACUUUAAUAGCAAAAAUAUAAAGUGAAGUGUUUAACGACAUGUAAUUGCCACCCUCAUCCAUACAUUAUGUAUAGAGCCUGAGGCGCGUUACUUCCCUAUCGUGUGUAAUCGGGACAAGCAUGAAUAAAUCUGCACCCGUGUAGUUUACAACUUCUCUGUUUGUGCAAACAUUCUAGAACUUAUUCAUAUAUAUGAGCAUGACUGUGUUUACUGCAUACUUGCAAAAAACAAUUUCCGCUGCCAUUAGGAACAACCAAUAGUUAGAAGUGUAUCGGAACGGAAGGCGAAGGACACGUCGCGUCGGGUGCAGUAAAACCCUCUACCAUCUCCGCAACAUACAAGGGCAUGUGUGAUCAAUAACUACAGAGUACCAGCCAUGGUCGGUCACGCAGUUGUUCUGAAUUUGGAAAUAAUCCUUGCUACGUUUAGGCACCUGCCAUAACCAAAUUAUCUGCACCGUCAAUCAACGGCCUUGGGCCAGAUUUUUGUGUCAACCAGACGGUAGGUGUUCGUGUAUAUUCUACCGAAAGUGUACACGCUUCCGGACAGAAGCAGUCAGCGCCAUGGGUCUCUUCGACAAACUGGCCAAUAUGUUGAAGAUUAAAAAGGAACAGAUCAAUAUACUGGUGGUAGGACUGAACAACAGUGGCAAAUCGACCAUUGUGAAUCACUUCAAGAAUCCAGAUGAGCGAAACUCGAUAAUAGUGCCAACGGUUGGUUUCAGCGUUGAGCGAUUUCAGAAUCAAGGAGUCUUCUUCACUGCAUUCGACAUGUCCGGUGCCACCCGCUACCGAAGUCUUUGGGAACACCAUUUCAAAUCUUGCCAGGGCAUCGUUUUCGUUAUCGAUUCCAGCGACCGGAUGCGAUUAGUGGUAGUCAAGGACGAAUUGGAGAUUCUGAUACAGCAUCCAGACAUCGCCAACCGACGGGUACCGAUUCUGUUCUUCGCCAACAAGAUGGACUGUACUGAUGCCUUGAGUAGUGUGAAGAUUGCCGCUGGCCUAGGCUUGGAGAAAAUCAAGGACAAACCGUGGCACAUAAGCUCCAGCAAUGCACUCACGGGUGAGGGCCUGCAGGACGGUGUCCAAUGGAUGGUGCAUCAGAUUAGGGAGUGUGUCGCUAGCUCUAAGAACGGCAAUUAAAGACUUUGUAGAACCGAAAUUACGAUAAAAAUAUGAACAAAUAAAUUUUGACUAUGUCUUGUGUGUA
Topomyia yanbarensis is the source of this 1345-nucleotide messenger RNA. Its product is annotated as ADP-ribosylation factor-like protein 6. Bases 700 to 1278 code for a protein of 192 amino acids. Gene Ontology annotation, cellular component: cytoplasm; axoneme. Gene Ontology annotation, biological process: intracellular protein transport; vesicle-mediated transport; cilium assembly. Gene Ontology annotation, molecular function: GTP binding; GTPase activity. Lineage: Eukaryota; Metazoa; Arthropoda; Insecta; Diptera; Culicidae. The transcript has 3 exons. The record is from RefSeq and is a predicted model, not a curated record.